Molecule: messenger RNA, 707 nt
Organism: Spodoptera frugiperda (fall armyworm)
Lineage: Eukaryota; Metazoa; Arthropoda; Insecta; Lepidoptera; Noctuidae
Gene: CPR39
Product: larval cuticle protein LCP-22-like
Exons: 4
Coding region: 144-593 (149 amino acids)
Cellular component (GO): chitin-based extracellular matrix
Molecular function (GO): structural constituent of chitin-based larval cuticle
Source: RefSeq, a predicted model, not a curated record
ACAAUAUCAAUGCCGUCUUGCGUAAAUAAAUGGAUUGGAUUGGUAUAAAAGUAUCAAAAAAUCUUCAAUAGACAUCAGUUAACAAACGAUCAUCAGAUCUACUCAUCUUUUCUUAAAAAGAAAAAAAAGCAAUCUUUACAAAAAUGAAAUUCGCUUUGGUUUUCGCCGCCACCAUCAUGGCUGUCUCAGCCGCCGGAUUCGACCAGUACGGUCGCUACAAGCCCGCUGCCCCCUCCAAGCCCGCAGCGGUUGCCAGCCGCGUCUCCAGCAGCGACCAAGCUGCCAACGUCCUCCGUUACGACAACGUCAUCAACCCUGACGGCAGCUACAGCUACGCUCUUGAAACUGACAACGGUAUCGCUGCUGCGGCUCAAGGAACCCCCAGAGACUUCGGUGGCAACCCCCCAGUAGUCCCAGUCGUCUCCCAGGGAUCUUUCUCAUGGACCUCUCCUGAGGGUCAGCCCAUCGUCAUCUCAUACGUCGCUGACGAGAACGGAUACCAGCCCACUGGUGACGCCAUCCCCACCGCCCCCGCAAUCCCUGAAGCUAUCCUCAGGUCCCUGGAGUACCUCUCCAAGGUCCAGAAGAAGUAAACGACGAAUAAACUAGUUUGACCAGGACGUGAUAUUUAUAUUGAAAAUAAAUUAUUAUUUAUAAUAAGAACAUGCCAUUCCGAAUGGUUUCCGUGAUUAAAAAAUUAUCAACUA